UAUAGUAAAAACGAUGUAAUAGGAGUAUAUCUCAUUGCGACGACUCUUGUACAGUUUAUACAAUUUUCAAGAAACCGACGCCAUUAUUCUUUUUCUCGUCUAGUUAUUGGAUUUUUGCCUUAAACAUUUAAUGUUAAAUCGUUAAUAGUAGAAACUCUGCUUAAUUUGUAUGUAUAAAGUCGAAUCAGUAAAUUUGGUUUUUAUUUAUCGUUUAAUUAGAAAAUGCUGGUGUUUUCCGAACGUAAACUUUAAUUUUAACUAAAAAGAAAAAUAAACAAUUUGUGGAAAAAUUGUGAAAAGUGUACAGAAAAUUUAUCGUUCUAUUGAUGAUUCGAUUCUCUGUGUAAGAGUGAAUAUUAAUAAAAAUAUGGAAAAACGAUUAGCAGUGUUAGAAAUCUAGAAAAAUCCAAGCAAAUUCUGUGAUAUGGUGACUAUAAACAAAAUCCAAGAUUAAAAUUUAUUUCAAAAUAAUAAGAAUUUAGUGCGACAAAAGUUUCGUAAUGUGUCGAGCUGCCGAUGAACGAUACAUGCAGUUCGAAUAGCGUUUUAAAACGAUCAGUGUCUACUUGUAAGACAUAACGUUUGAGACUCACUUACCAAUUCAUGGCUAGCUCAACAUUUCAAUACUCAGGAUCACUGAAAGCGAAUCGCCGACUAACUUCAAAUGUCUGACGUCGGCAUGGUAAAAAUGGACGAGGAGGAACAAGAUCGUAAAAUCGUUGUAGAAUUUUGUCAUUUGCUCGAGAAAUCCAAACAGUUAUUCAACGGAUUAAGUUCUUGCAGAGAUCUGCCACAAUAUGGCCAUCGACAAUGGCAAGCAUAUUUCGGUAGAACGUUCGAUGUUUAUACAAAGUUAUGGAAAUUUCAACAACAACAUCGGCUAAUAUUAGAUUCAAAUUAUGGUCUGAAACGAUGGCAAAUCGGUGAAAUAGCUAGUAAAAUUGGACAAUUAUAUUAUCAUUAUUAUCUUAGAACCAGUGAAACAAAUUAUUUAAACGAGGCGUACCAAUUCUAUGCGGCGAUUCGGGGAAGAGGAUAUUACUCACGAGCUAUCAAAGAAGAUCGUCCCGAUCUGAUGGUGAAAAAGUUGCGAUACUAUGCUCGAUUUAUUGUGGUCUGUUUACUGUUGAAGAAAAUGAAAUUAGUCCGGGAAUUAGUAACUGAAUUAGAUAAACAAAUACAGGAAUAUACGACAACUAACCAUUCUUCCAGAUAUGAACCAGAGGAUCAAUUAGAAUGGUCGUUAGUGUUAGAAGAAAUAAAAGGUUUUAUUAAGGCUGAGGCGGCCGUUGCUGUACUGCAUGCAGACACAAAUCCAAUCAUUGUGUCGCACAGUCAUUCUGGUUCUAGGCUCAGUCCGUUGACAACACCACCGUGCGAACGAUCGCCACAUAUGACGCUCAGUUUACAAGAAAUAAUUAUCGUGGGUUCAGCAUGUGAACAGGCAAAAUUCUCGGAACUCACAAUGGACAUGUUUAGAAUGCUUCAGACACUUGAGAGAGAACCGACUGAAUCUUCCAAUCCCAUUGGAAUGGGUGGAAUGUUACCUAUGAUGAAUGUACAUGAUCACGACUCUAGCCCGGCGACAAGAACGCUACCGUAUGGUUGGGGACCGGGAUCGAAAGAAAACGGUGAUAGACGUCACCAAAGAGAUAAUCCGCACAAAUAUUUACUAUACAAGCCUUCGAUUAGUCAACUACUAGUAUUUUUAGCUAGCGGCUUCAAGGAGCUACCACCUGGCGGUGCAUUACUAUUAUAUGUGUCCGCUGACGGUUGUUUUUCCACCACACAGCAUCCUGAAGAUUAUGGCUACGAACUCGGUGGAUUAGCCACGAGUGUUAAACGUGAUGGUAUGGAAAACGGCAUCGCGAACCGAGGGAAAUCUAGUGGAUUCAAAGAGCCACAUUGUUUAUAUCCAGGAGACUUGUACCCAUUUACACGUCGCCCAAUGUUCAUUAUAAUCGAUUCAGACAAUUCGUUCGUAUUUCAGCACGUUCCGAGAUACUUUGGACAACCAUUAGUUGUAUUAAUGAGUCCACAAGACGUACCAACUGCUUUUCAAGAUUUUCAACAUCACGGAUCGUUAUUCACCUUAUUUCUGCACUCUCCAUUAACAGCUUUCUGUUAUGUAUGUAAUGUAGGCGACGUGCCUGUUCAUCAUUGGGAACGAUGUCAAGGAUUAAUAGACAAAUUCAUUACCGAGGCGUCACGACUCGUAACCAGAUGUCGAAUGGAUGAAAUCGAGAAGGGUAUUGGAUGUAUAGACUCAUCUUAUGUUCAAUUUUUCGGCGACGACUUCCUUCGUACCUUAAUUUUAAGAUUUGUAUUCUGUGAUGUUGUUUUACGUAUUCAUCGUGCUUUUCGCGGCCGACAUCAACGUCCUCGAUGCGAACCUCCCCUGCCCGGCGCCGAAUUAUUGGAACAUUCGUCGUUGACACACAUAGUUUUACAAUUAGCUACAGCGCUUGAAGUGCGACGACAUUUUUCCGAAGAAACGGAAGGUGAUUGAUUGAAUCAGGCGAUGAGUAGUCGGACGAUGAUAUCUACUGUAAAAUUGUAUUAUUUGAUAUUGGAGUUCGGAAGCGGAACGGAAACAAAUCUAGAAUUCUAUAUAAUACUAAAACCAUACACAAUGCAUAAUUUUUGGGUAAGAUUUGAGUUGAGAGCGGGGGGAAUGGGUUUAUAGUUAGGAUAAAAUGAUAUGUUAUUGAUUGUUACACUUCUUGAUAGAACUUAUGAAAUCCUGUUGUUAAUUGAAUUCCCAGUAGGAACAGAAAAAAAAACAGAAAAAAUGAGAAUUCGGAUACUCUCACUCAUUUCUCUUCCCAAUCUUUAAUUUUUAUUUUUUGUUUCAAAUUCGCCUUUCUAUCUAAGAAAAAAAUAUAAAUUUAAAACUCAUAUAUCACACUCGCGCUGUAUUUCAGAUAUGUUAUAGACAAUUCAUCACACUGCCAAAUCGAAGAGCGUCGUUAACAGAUAAUUCGAGAUCAACAAGUAAUUUAGAUUUUUUUUACGAAGAAUUUCCAUUAGUACCGAUAACUACGAAUAUGGUUUUGAAGAACAGGCACAUUUCGUCAAGAUAUUUUCAAUCGACGUCAGACAUUAUUCUAAGCAUACAAUUACGGGCUAGUAAAAACAUUUUACUUGCUACAUGCCUCGAAAACCGUACUUUUCAUGUAAAAUCCAUUACAUAA
This is a messenger RNA of Bradysia coprophila, 3194 nucleotides long. Its product is annotated as protein SCAI. The record is from RefSeq and is a predicted model, not a curated record. NCBI's taxonomy places the organism in Eukaryota, Metazoa, Arthropoda, Insecta, Diptera, Sciaridae. Gene Ontology annotation, biological process: DNA-templated transcription. Gene Ontology annotation, molecular function: transcription corepressor activity.